UUUGCUUUUGUUUAAAAAUGACUUCCUCCUUUUUCAUCCUUCUCUUUCUUUAUUCACUUUCUAUGUCAACCUUCGGUGUGUGCAGAGGAACAGUGUGUGUUGGAAGUGAGAGAGAGACACUGUUGAAGUUGAAACAUCAUCUCAUUGAUCCUUCAAAUAGACUUUCUUCUUGGAAUGCUUCUCUCAAUCCCAAUUGUUGCCAUUGGUAUGGAGUUCUCUGCAACAACGUCACAUCUCAUGUUGCAGAGCUUCACCUCAACACUCCACUUCCUCUUUACGAUGAAAUCCUAGGUUAUCAAUUGGAUGAAUAUGUUUAUGAAGAAGCAUUGGAAAAGUAUUAUAGACGGGCAUUUGGUGGAGAGAUAAAUCCUUGUUUGGUUGAUUUGAAGCAUUUGAAUUACUUGGAUUUCAGCGGCAAUCUAGUUUAUAGGAAGCCAUUUCCUUCUUUCAUUGCAACAAUGACUUCCUUAACUCACCUCAACCUUUCUUAUGCUGGAUUCAUGGGGAACAUUCCUCCUCAGAUUGGAAAUCUCUCAAAUUUGCUCUAUCUUGAUUUAAGUUUUGCUUGCAAGGGAACAAUUCCUUCCCAGAUAGGGAAUCUCUCCAAUUUGUUGUACCUUGACCUCUCUUAUGCUUUGAACGGAAGAAUUCCUCCUCAGAUAGGGAAUCUCUCCAACUUGCUCCACCUCCACCUCAGCGGAGGAUAUUAUGAUGAAGAAUCUAUAUUUUAUGAAAAUGUUGAUUGGCUGUCAAGUCUUUCUAAGCUUUGUUAUCUUCAAUUGGGCAACCCUUGGUCACUUAGAAGAGGUAUGCCAAUUCCUUCUUUUCUUGGCUCAAUGACCAACUUAAUUCACUUGGACCUCUCUGAUUCUGGAUUUAUGGGCAACAUUCCUCCCCAGAUUGGUAAUCUUUCCAAUUUACUGUAUCUUGAUUUAAGUUAUGCUGCCAACGGAACAAUUCCCUCUCAAAUUGGAAAUCUCUCCAACUUGCUUUACCUUCGUCUUCAAGGUGAUUAUUUUGUUGGGAAUGAUGAUUGGUUGUCAAGUCUUUCAAAACUUGAAUAUCUUGAUUUGGGAGGUGCAAACUUAUCCCAAUCAUUUGAUUUUCUCCAUACUCUGCAAUCUCUUCCUUCUUUGAUGCACCUACAAUUGUCAGGAUGUACACUCCCUCCGUAUAAUCAACCAUCCUUUCUUAACUUCUCGUCUCUCGUUACUCUUGAUCUUUCCUAUAUUUCUUAUCCUUCUACAUUUUCUUUUGUUCCAAAGUGGCUUUUUGGAUUGAAGAAACUUAUUUCUCUUUCUGCAUAUGAUAAUGACUUUGAAGGUCCAAUUCCAGAUGGUCUUCGAAACCUCACAUUACUUGAAAAUCUUGAUUUGAAUGAAAAUUCAUUCUCACAUAUACCUGAUUGGUUUUAUAGUAGUUUUCCUAAUCUAAAGAUUUUGCGCCUAUCAGGAAAUAACUUCCAUGGGACUAUUUCUGAUGCCUUAAGAAAUGUGACUUCUCUGGUUAUACUUGAUCUAUCAUCCAAUAAAUUUGAAGGUCCAAUUCCAACUUCUUUUGGUUAUCUAUGCAACUUAAGGGUGAUACGUUUCUCAUAUCUCAAACUCAACCAACAUAUAAAAGAAAUUUUAGAUAUUCUUUCUCCUUGUAUUUUCCAUGGAUUGACAGCACUUCAUCUUCAAAGUUCUCAACUCUCAGGAAAUCUUCCAGUAUCACUUGGAAAACUUUCAUCACUGAGAUAUCUUUCUCUGUCCAAGAAUCAGCUUAGUGGAAAUCCAUUUGAAAGUCUUAGAUCACUCUCUAAAUUGUCAUAUCUUGAUAUUGAUUAUAAUCAUUUUGAAGGAGUUGUCAUGGAAAAUCAUCUAAAAAAUCUUACGAGCUUGAGUGAAAUUUUUGCAGCAGGAAACAAUUUGACUUUAAAAGUGGGUCCCAAUUGGCAUCCUACUUUUCAACUUACUUAUUUGGAUAUGAGUUCUUGGCACUUGGGUCCCAACUUUCCUUCAUGGAUUCAAUCACAAGACAAACUUUAUUAUUUAGACAUGUCUAACACGGGGAUUUUAGAUUCUAUUCCGUAUUGGUUUUGGGAAACAUUUUCGCAGGCUUCUUUUCUAAAUUUCUCUCAUAAUCAUAUCCAUGGUGAGCUUGGAAAGAAUCCAAUCUCUAUCCCCGUUGUUGAUCUAAGUGCAAAUGACUUACAUGGAAAAUUUCCAUCGCUUUCAAAUGAUGUGGGUUUCUUGGACCUUUCAUGCAAUUCACUCUCCAAAUCCAUGGAUGAUUUUUUAUGCAAAAAUCAAGAAGAGCCAAUGAAAUUAGAAUUUCUCAAUCUUGCAUCGAAUAACUUAUCAGGGGAAAUACCCGAUUGUUGGGGCAUCUGGCCAUAUCUAAUGGAUGUGAAUUUACAAAACAAUAAUUUUGUUGGGAACAUUCCCCAAUCCAUCGGUUCGUUGACAGAGCUAACGUCUUUACGAAUUCGUAAAAACUUGCUUUCCGGAACAUUUCCUACAAUUUUGAAAAAGAAUAAUAAGUUGGUUUUGUUGGAUCUUGGAGAAAAUGAUUUUUCAGGAACAAUUCCAACUUGGGUUGGAGAAAGUUUUUUACACAUGAAGGUUUUUAUUCUUCGAUCAAAUAGAUUUUUUGGUCAGAUUCCUAAUAAAAUUUGUGAUAUGAGUCUUCUUCAAGUGUUAGACCUUGCACAAAAUAAUUUGACUGGAAACAUACCUACUUGUUUUAACCGCUUGAAGGCCAUGACACAGAUGAACAGAAGUACAACUCCUCUUAUCUAUUGCCGGGCUACAAACUAUACAUUUGAUUAUUCAGAUUAUACUGUAGUUAGUGUUCUUCUUUGGUUGAAAGGAAGAGGAGAUGAGUACAAAAACAUUCUCGGAUUGGUAACCAGCAUUGAUUUGUCAAAUAACAAAUUAGAAGGACAAAUACCAACAGAGAUCACAGAUUUAAAUGGUUUGUUAUUUUUGAACUUGUCUCACAACCAACUUAGUGGUCACAUUCCACAAAACAUUGGUAAUAUGGAAUCGUUGUUGUCCAUUGAUUUCUCAAGAAAUAAACUUUCUGGUGAAAUCCCUCCAACCAUUACAAAUUUGAGCUUUCUAAGCAUGCUAGACUUGUCUUAUAAUCAUUUGAAUGGAAAAAUUCCAACAGGAACUCAGUUGCAAACCUUUGAUGCCUCCAACUUUAUUGGCAACAAUCUCUGCGGCCCACCACUACCCAUCAAUUGCAGCUUCAAUGACAAAAUUCUUAGUUAUGAUCGCAAUGACAAAGGGAGUGAUAGGCAUGGAGUGAACUUAUUUUUUGUGGGAAUGACAUUUGGAUUUGUGGUGGGAUUUUGGAUAGUAGUUGGUCCUUUGGUCAUUUGUAGAUCAUGGCGUUAUGCCUAUUUUCAUUUCCUUGAUCAUGUGUGGUUCAAACUUCUAUACUUUUUUUAAUGUGAGUGCAAUAUCUAAUGUGGUGAAAAAUAAAAUUAUUAUAAAACAGGGAAGUUAAUUUGGAUCACUCUGUUGUAUUGUUUGAUUUAGUUUGAAAUGUGAGAGUGUUAUUUAAAUUACUAGUGGAUUUCAAAGCUAAAAAAUCUACAUGGUCAACUUAUUAUAGAUAAAUUAUAGCUACUUUCGUCUGUGAAGAUCAACAAAUUGUAAUCUAUUGUUAGAAAAAUUAGACGGUGCGAAGUUAAUUUGAACCCUGUAGAACUCUGCUUGAAAAGAAUUGAAGCAAGAUAUUUAAUGAGUUGCUUGGCUUUUAGAUACUCAAAGCAUUCGUAUUCAAAUAAUUUAUUUCUCAAUAACAAGAUUCAAAGGCAUUUUAAAAGACUACUUUCUUUCUCA
Molecule: messenger RNA, 3836 nt
Organism: Vigna angularis (adzuki bean)
Lineage: Eukaryota; Viridiplantae; Streptophyta; Magnoliopsida; Fabales; Fabaceae
Product: receptor-like protein EIX2
Exons: 1
Coding region: 18-3440 (1140 amino acids)
Molecular function (GO): protein binding
Source: RefSeq, a predicted model, not a curated record